Molecule: messenger RNA, 1535 nt
Organism: Impatiens glandulifera
Lineage: Eukaryota; Viridiplantae; Streptophyta; Magnoliopsida; Ericales; Balsaminaceae
Product: autophagy-related protein 18d-like
Exons: 4
Coding region: 138-1265 (375 amino acids)
Biological process (GO): protein localization to phagophore assembly site; nucleophagy; protein lipidation
Cellular component (GO): cytosol; extrinsic component of membrane; phagophore assembly site membrane
Molecular function (GO): protein binding; phosphatidylinositol-3,5-bisphosphate binding; phosphatidylinositol-3-phosphate binding
Source: RefSeq, a predicted model, not a curated record
UUCUGUAAUAUAUUUGUGGUCCUAGAUGGAAUUGUUUUGGUGACCAUUUGUCAGUUGAUAGUUGAGAGCUCAAGGAAUAUACUGAUCGGCUGGAGUUGCCGCCUUUGAAUCUUGGAUUUCCUGUCCCCUAUAACCAAAUGGAACUAGAGUUUGCAGAUGAUGGUGAUUCGGAAUUGCUCUCUGUAGCAUGGAAUCAGGAUGGUGGUUGUUUUGCUGCUGGAACAAGCCAUGGCCUUCGAAUCUAUAACUGUGAUCCACUCAAAGAAAUUUUCAAAUAUGAUCUGAGAGGUGGGGGAAUUAAGAUAGUUGAAAUGCUGUUUUGUUCCAACAUUUUGGCAUUUGUGGGUGGGAAAGACAAUUCAAAAUUCUCCCCUAACAAAGUCAUAAUCUGGGAUGAUAAGCAAAGGCUGUUUAUUGGUGAAUUUUCAUUUGGAUCAGAGGUACGGGCUGUAAAACUGAGACGUGACCGCAUUGUUGUUGUUCUGAAGCACAAGAUCUAUGUCUAUAAUUUCAUUUACCUGAGGCUUCUUCAUCAGAUAGAAACUAUUGCUAACUCAAGGGGACUUUGCUGCCUCUCCCAAAACAUGAAUACCUCUGUCUUGGCUUGUCCUGGUCUUGAACCAGGACAGGUUCGUGUUGAACACUUUGGUCUGGGUAUGGCAAAGUUGAUAAAGGCUCAUGAUGCUCAGUUAGCAUGCUUGGCAUUAACGAUGGAUGGACUUCUUCUAGCUACUGCUAGUACGAAGGGAACCUUAAUAAGAAUCUUCAAUACUAUGGAUGGUACUCGAUUGCAAGAGGUCCGCAGAGGAGUGAUUAGAGCAGACAUUUACAGUAUUGCUCUCUCUCCAAAUGUGCAGUGGUUAGCUGUUUCAAGUAAUAAUGGUACGCUUCACAUAUUCAGUCUUAAAGUUCAGGUGAUGGAAGAUGACUAUGCUAGUGCUGAGCAAAUUCCCGACUCGACUUCCCAAGUUUCUGUACCUUUACUUGAGCCUCUUGUUUCAAGUACGAGUAGAGUCAACCCUUGGUCAUCAUUGUCUCUUAUGAAAGGUUUUCUACCAAAAUGUUUUAGCGAGGAGUGGUCAUUUGCUCAGUUUCACUUACCAAAGUACACAAAGUUCAUUGCUGCAUUUGGGUCUGAAAACACUGUCAUGGUUGUUGGAAGGAAUGGAAGUUUCUACAGGUGCAGUUUUGAUCCCAUUAAUGGCGGGGUGAUGAAGCAGCAGGAAUGUGUCCGCUUCCAUAACCAUCUGCAGCAGGCGAUGUAACAUUCCCUCUCCUUCUAAGAUAGAUAGAUAAGAUUCACAUCCCUAUGCCUCACGGUAAAUAUUCAUGUUUAGAAAGCAAGCAUUUUUCUUGUUGAUAUUCUGCGAAUUAUAGUCCUAGUCUGUAAUUCUACUACUGCUGCCAAGCAUUUCGCCCAAUUAGAGUGAUGCAUACUAGAGCAUAUGCCAUUAGAUACCAGCAAAGUCUUAACAAAUAAUGAAAAUAGGAUAUCUAUGUGAUAGAUUUUUGAAUAUAUAUCUAGCUUUCUUUUC